AUGGCUUCUUCUUCUCCUUCUUCCACCCACCCAACAGACACUCUCCAGCUCGAAGACCCCAACGACAAUAACAUCAAUCUCGACGCUGAAAAUGCAGACUCGACCGUCUACCCCGCCGGCCUGCAGCUCUGGAUGUCGCUCGUCUCGUGCGUGUUCAGCAUGCUGCUCGUUGGCCUCGACUUGACCAUUGUCGCCGUCUGCGUGCCCAGCCUGACCAACGAGUUUCACACCGUGCAGGAUCUGGGCUGGUAUUCGGCUGCCUACAUGCUCAUCUCCAGCAGCUUCAUUCUCUUCUGCAGCCGUCUCUACGCCGUCUUCCCCGUCAAACGCCUGUUCCUCAUCUCCACCGCCAUCUUCGAGCUGGGCUCCCUCGUCUGCACCGUUGCACCGCUCAGCAUCGUCUUCAUCCUGGGCCGCGCCAUCGCAGGCCUGGGCUCCUGUUCCCUGCAGGUCGGCGUCCUGCUCAUCCUCACCCACAGCUUCCCCAAGGCCAAACGACCGAUGUGGACCAGCAUCUGCUUCGCCAUCCAGACCCUCGCCAUGGUGCUGGCCCCGCUGGUCGGCGGCGUGCUCAUCGACGCCUGGUCCUGGCGCCUCUGCUUCGCUAUCAACCUCCCCCUGGGAGUCGUCACCUUUCUCCUGACCUUUUUCGCUUUCCAUGAUCCCGUCGUGAACCCGGACGUCACCCUCUCGAUCGCCGACAAGCUGAAGCGCCUCGACCUGCUCGGCACCCUCUUCUUCGUCCCCUCCAUCGUCUGUCUUCUCAUCGCCAUGCAGUGGGGGGGCAUCAAGUACGGCUGGGGCAGCCCGGUGGUGAUCUCGCUGCUGGUCAUCUUCGCCCUCUUCCUGACUCUCUUCGCCGUCAUCCAGUACCGACAGAACGACCACGCCACCCUGCCCGCCCGCAUCCUGCGCCAACGUAGCGUUCUGGCGGGCGCCUGGUUCGGCACGUGCUAUAACGGCAUCCUCGCCGUCACGGAAUACUACAUUUCCAUCUACUUCCAGGGCAUCCGGGGCUACUCGGCUGCCAAAUCGGGCGCCCUUGGUGUGCCCUUGAUGGUUGGCAUGAUGGCGGCCUCGUUUGCAUCGGGUGUCUUCACCACGACUAUCGGUUACUACUAUCCACUCAUGUUCGCCACGUCUAUCCUCGCCCCCAUCGCUUCCGGCCUACUGACCACCCUCCCCGUCGAGGAAAACCUAGCCAAGAUCCUCGCUUACCUGGGCUUCCUGGGCGUGGCCGUCGGGUUAGGCAUGCAGAGCCCCGUCGUUGCCGUGCAGACCGUUCUCCCCAUGAAAGACGUCGCGACAGGAAUCAGCAUCACAGGUUUAGCAGGUGGGAUGGGCUCUGCGCUCUUCAUCUCCGCCUCGGCAACGCUCUUCCAGACCCGUCUGCAGGCCGAGGUUGCGCAGUAUGCGCCUGGAACUAACGUCACGGCGUUUGUCGAUGGCGGCCUUGACCAUGUCAGGGAGUACAUUGGGGGGAACCGUCUGCAGAGCGUUCUACUCGGGUACGAUAAGGCGGUCAUGCAGACCCUGUACAUGCCUGUCGCUUUGGGGGGGUUGACCUUGCUCGGUAGUUUGGCGAUGGAGAGGAAGAGUGUGAAGAAGAAGGCUGCUUAG
Messenger RNA from Penicilliopsis zonata CBS 506.65, 1620 nucleotides. RefSeq lists its product as hypothetical. NCBI's taxonomy places the organism in Eukaryota, Fungi, Ascomycota, Eurotiomycetes, Eurotiales, Aspergillaceae. The transcript has 2 exons. The record is from RefSeq and is a predicted model, not a curated record. Bases 1 to 1620 code for a protein of 539 amino acids. Gene Ontology annotation, molecular function: transmembrane transporter activity. Gene Ontology annotation, biological process: transmembrane transport.